Messenger RNA from Rotaria sp. Silwood1, 1317 nucleotides. The record is from the annotation of a GenBank genome assembly. NCBI's taxonomy places the organism in Eukaryota, Metazoa, Rotifera, Eurotatoria, Philodinida, Philodinidae.
AUGUAUUCAAUUUCUCAACAACAAAAUAAUGAUUAUCAUGAUACAGAUGCUAAUUUAGCAUUUACAAUUCCUCGUGAAUAUAUUACUCGACAAGAUCUAACAUCUGCUUCUUUAUUUCAUGGUGGUAUUGAUAGUCCAUCUGUAAAUGCAUAUGAUCCAAUAUUAAAACGACCUGUCCAUAUAACAAAAUACCUAUAUCUAAAAUCAAAAACAAGUACUCAACAAUAUAUCAAUCAUCUCUAUGAACGAAUUUUUAUAACAAGUAAUUUAUCACAUCCAAAUGUUCGUCGAAUAUUAUCUUGGUAUAUUGCUGAUGCAUGUCUUUAUUCAGUCACUAGUAUUAUACAUAGAACAUUACGUGAUGCAAUUCAAUCAGAAACAUUUUCAUUAGAACGUAUUUAUCGUUUGUCAUUACAAAUAAUUCAUGGAACAAUUUAUUUACAAUCAAAAGGUCUUUGUCCAUUAACACCAUGGUAUACAACAAAUAUUGAAUUAACACGUGAUGAUCGUAUACGUCUAUGUUCACCGACAAUAUCAACAACAAAACUUAAUGGUGGUGUUGUGCAACAUCAUCAUUUAUGGCGACAUGCACCUGAGAGUUUAAUUAAGAUGAUAAUUGAUCAAGACACUUGUGUUAACAAUAAAACAAAUGAUAAUUCCAAAGAAGAUGUUUGGUCAAUAGGUUGUAUAAUAGUUGAAAUGAUGAUAAAGUCAAUAUUAUUUCGUCCACAAAAUGAUGAUCCAUCAUUACAACUAUUCUGUAUUGUUCAAUAUGUUGGUGGUUUAACAUUAUCAUUAUGUGAACAUUUUCCAUUUCAUGUAAAAAAAUUAUUUUCAAAAAUAAAAUUUGAUGGUCAUCAACAACGCCUUCAUAGUUUAUUAAAACAAAUAUUUAACCAUGAACGAAUAAAUCUUCAUGAACAUCAUCUUCAUAAGAAAGAAUAUUUAUAUGAUUUAUUAAAAGAAAUUUUUCAAUUUCCGCAGGAUAAACGUAUAUCAUUACAAUCAUUAAUUGAACAUCCAUUUUAUUCAAUAAAUUCUUCAUUAAAAAAUUCUAAAAUACGAAUAAAUUCUUCAACAUUAUUAUUAUUACCACCAAUAAAAACAUCAUCGAUUCGAAUUGAUGAUCUUAUACAUUUAUGUGUAAAAUUAAAUUUAACACAUUCUCGAUGGAUUUUAACACUUAAAGAACGUUGUCUAUUUGAAUUGAUUUUACAUAUUAAAAAUUUUAGUCGAUUUGAAUCUUAUAAAUAUGGUUUAAGUCAAUCACUUCAAUUAGAGAUUAAAAAUCUUAUCUGUUUUUUAACAAGUAAUUAG